AUGGAAUUCAAUUGCAUUAUUGAAAGGGAAUCGUUUUAAUUAAAUGUAACAGGAAAAUCUAUGAUAAUUUCCAACAAAUCCAUCUAGUACAGGUUUGAUCUUUCUUUGAGAGUUGUGAUAACCUGGUUAUUUCGUGAAAGUGAAAUAAGUGGGUUUCUAUUCGAAAAUCUUGUGGUGGAAGGUGAUGGAUUAAAUAUGAAAAAACUUAAAUAAUUUCUGGGUGGUAAAAUAACAUUUUCAGGGAUUUAAAUCUUCUACUCCUUUCUUGGAGAGAUUAAUGUCAAUAAAAAUAAGGUCACUAAAGUUUGUACCCUCAUGAAUAGAUAGACAAAAUUAAAAUUUUCAUGUAAAUGCUUUAAGAAAAGUGCAACAGGAAUUGAGAAAAUUCACAAAGAAAUCGAAAUUCUUUAAAAAGCAUCUAAAAAUGGAUUGGCCCCUAAAAUUUAUGAAUGUUUUGAAUCAACUAACUGCGUUUAUGUCAUUAUGGAAAAUUUAGAAAGAAUAAAAGAUUUUGAAUUUAUAGAUGAUGAUAUAAGAAACUUGAUUUAAACUAUCGCAUCUCUUCAUAAGGAAAAUAUUGCUCAUAAGAGUAUAAAGAUGUCACACAUUUUGUUCACUGAAGAAAAUAAGUUAAAAUUGGUUGGAUUUGGUCAGGCUAACAACACUAAUAUUAAAAAUAAUGAGUUUAGACUGGAUAUUUUUAAAAUAGGAAUUAUUAUGUAUAAAUUCUACUAAAAAUAGAAUUUUCAGGUUGAUCAGUCUCUUGUUAUUCCAGAUGAGGGAAAUUCACUUUUAUAAUCACUCUUAGAGUGGGGAAAUGACGAACCUUUUUAAUUGAACUUGUUAUUGAGCCACCCUUACUUUAAAUUUUUGAAAAAUGAAGGGAUUCCUCUAUGUAUUAGUAUUUAUUUUAUUUUAGAAAUUCAAUGUAUGAGUCCUAAAUUCAAAACUCAAGUGUAUUAAGAUGAAAAUGAAGAAUUAAUUUUGUGA
This is a messenger RNA of Paramecium tetraurelia, 990 nucleotides long. RefSeq lists its product as uncharacterized. The record is from RefSeq and is a predicted model, not a curated record. NCBI's taxonomy places the organism in Eukaryota, Ciliophora, Oligohymenophorea, Peniculida, Parameciidae. Gene Ontology annotation, cellular component: nucleus; cytoplasm. The transcript is spliced from 4 exons. Gene Ontology annotation, molecular function: protein serine/threonine kinase activity; ATP binding. Gene Ontology annotation, biological process: protein phosphorylation; mitotic DNA damage checkpoint signaling.